GAAUUGUUAAUUUGUUAUAUGUUUAUGAGUUGUUAAUUUGUUAUAUAUUUAUGAGUUGUUAAUUUGUUAAUUAUUUAUGAAUUGUUAAUGAAUUAUUAUUUUGUUAAUUGAUUAUUUGUUAAAUAUUGUUUAUGAAUUGAAAGAAGUUGAUUGGUAAUGAAUUAUUUUGUUGUUAACACUUUGUUUGGAUGAUUGUUAUGUAUUAUUUUGACAUUUAUCGUAUUGUGUUGUAUUGUAUAGGACCAAAUCAGUGGUUACAUAAAAUAAGACCUUUCGUCGUUACAUAACAAUAAAAUUAAAGUAACAAUUAAAGCAAAUAUUGAAUUUAAACUAACAACAUAAUAUAAUACAAUAGGUAACAACCAUCCAAACAAGUUGUAAAUGAUUAUGAAAUGUUAAUCUAUAUAAUUUUAAAAGUGUGAAUAUAUAUGUUAAAUAAAAAAAGAUUAUCUUAAAAAGAAUAGUUAAAGUUCUUCUUUUCAUAAAUACAUAAGCUAACGAAAAAAAUGUAAAGUUUGUAGGAAAAUAUGUGGUCGACGAAUAUACUCUUUUAGUUUAAUUUUAUCGUAGUUGUGUUGGCUAUUUGGUCAAUUAAAAAUAUAUCACAUAUUCAAAAUAGAGUUCCAAACAAAUAUUACUGUUGAAUUUUUCGAUUCCCAAACUAAUUAACUUAACAAGUCUUUGCCAUCACAUAAUUCAAAAGUAAUUAACUUAAAAAUCUUUGCCAUCACAUAUGUGUCCUUACUAUCACAUAUUAAAUUUACUGCAUAUCCCAUGUUAAUUAUUCACAAGAUAUAAUACUACAUAAUUCACAUAUUCCCUACAAAUUAUUAAUUAGUUAAUAUAAUUUAUCUUUCAUUUCAAGAAUAAUGACUAAUUUAGUUUGUACAGACCGGACUCUUUCAUGGAUCUGAAUGUUCCCCCUGGGCCUGAUGUUCCCCCGGCGCCCGAUGCUCACCCGGGGCCCGAUGAUCACCCGGGGCCCGCUGUUCACUCGGGGCCCGCUGAUAAAUCAGUAUUGUCUUUGCAAGAACAUCAUAGGUCAGAGUAAUUAUGGGCCGGUACUAUAGGGAUAUCUACUAGGCUCCGUUCCCGUAGGCUGCAGAAAGCGUGGGCUCUUUUACGCGAGCACCCCCCACACCCUCGCGUGUUGGAGAUAUUGUUUCGGGGCGGCAUCUACCGUUGCGUGUCCGUUGGUCGGGUACAUCAUGAUUGGGCGCUCAGCAGGGCUAUGGUUGAGCGGUGGAGGCCAGAGACAUAUCUUCCAUCUUCGCACUGGUGAGGCCACGAUUACACUUCAGGAUGUGGAGGUCCUCUUUGGGUUGCGGGUAGAUGAAGAGCCACUACACGCUCGGUACGAGCCUCCUCCUGGUCAGACGUGGGUGACAGAGUUGACUAGGCUCAACCACUUCGUGCCUGAUGUCGCGGGCCAGAUUUCGGGACAGAGUCGAGUUCAGCUUAGUGCACUCUGCACUUAUUUGGAGGGUCUGGAUCCGGUUAUGGACGGCACCCUGCAGGACGAUGUUGAUCGUCAUGCCCGUUUGUACCUACUUAUUAUAUUCGGGGGAAUCUUGUUCCCGAACUCAGCGGGUGCCUUUGUCAGUUUACGUUAUUUGGUUUUCUUGGAGCAUCUGGACCGCUUGGGAGACUACAGCUGGGGCGGUGCUGUUUUGGCGUAUCUUUACAGAUGCCUGUGCCGAGCGUCUGUUGGUGUUGUCAGAGAUGUGUGUGGAUUUUUUGCUCUUCUCCAGUUAUGGGUGUGGGAGAGGAUGCUCCCUUUUCAGCCCGUACCUAGGCAUCACCUCGAGAUUGACAUGCCUUAUGCGAGGAGGUGGACAGCGGGUUUUGACCGGGAUGUGGAUACGCACCACAGUAUUCUUCCAUUCCGGGACCAGCUUGAUCAUAUGACGGACGAUGCGCUAUUUAUAUGGAUGUUGUACUCUGCUAUAUUAGAUGGUUUGCCGCCCUUCUGUAAGGCAGGUCAGGGGGGUUGGAGGUUGCGGUGUCCAUUGAUACACCUGGACAUCGUAGAGGAUCACAUGCCCGAGUGUGUCUUACGACAGUUUGGGCAUACACAGAGUAUACCCCUUGAUGUCCGUCAUGAGCUCCGACACUACCAGCGGGAUGAUCGGGCUGCCGUUGAUGAUAUUUUUUGGCUUUCUUGGAUGUCCAGCUCCACCGUUGGGAGAACAGGUUGGGCACUUUAGCGGUGGUCGGCCAUUUGACUCCCAUUGAGCAUUACAUGCGCUGGUAUCAUCAGAUCACACGCCGAUUGAUUAGCAACCCAGCUUUGCGUCCUCCUAGGGAUGUAGGAUACUCAGCACUCGCGGGGCAGUACGAGGCAUUGCUGGUGGUCGUACAGCGUUUACGCAUCUUGGGGUUAGAGUAUAUGCCUUACCCUGGACUUGCGGGCUUGCCGCGGAGAUGGUACGGAUAUCCGAGGAUAGUAUCCGGCAGGCAGGCGAGAUUAGGCGCAUGGCGUAGCCUGUUCCGGAGGCUGAGUAUUAGGCAGCACCGGGAGGAGGACCGGGUGCUCCUAGAGGAGGAGGCCGUGCUGGCAGAGGAGGCCGUGCUGCUGGAGGACGCCGUGCGCGUAGAAGACGCGGCGCUGCUGCCAGAGGACCUGGUGGUGGAGGACACCAUCUGGUAGAUGAGGCGGAUGAGGCCGAUCCCAUUCCAGAGGGCGUUCACGGUCUAGUCCAUCCACAGCCGUUCCAGGCCGGUGGCAGCUCACCUGGGGACUCACCUACGUUUACGUCGGUGCUCUUACUUGCUGAGAUACCUGAGUCUUCAUCACAGCCGAGUCAGAAUGCAUACAUGGAAGAGCGUGAUAACGUUGAUUGAGCGGCGUUACGCGCUUCAUUAGCUGAUGAGCGGCCAGUGAGGAAUUUAGAGGGAGCCAGGAUUCUUGACUUCGAUGAGUUUUUGAUCCCGGAUUCGGCGCCAGCGGGUCCACCAGAGGAUGGUAUCCGGCAGGCAGGCGAGAUUAGGCGCAUGGCGUAGCCUGUUCCGGAGGCUGAGUAUCAGGCAGCACCGGGAGGAGGACCGGGUGCUCCCAGAGGAGGAGGCCGUGCUGGCAGAGGACGCCGUGCGCGUAGAAGACGCGGCGCUGCUGCCAGAGGACCUGGUGGCGGAGGACACCAUCUGGUAGAUGAGGCGGAUGAGGCCGAUCCCAUUCCAGAGGGCGUUCACGGUCUAGUCCAUCCGCAGCCGUUCCAAGCCGGUGGCAGCUCACCUGGGGACUCACCUACGUUCACGUCGGUGCUCUUACUUGCUGAGAUACCUGAGUCUUCAUCACAGCCGAGUCAGAAUGCAUACAUGGAAGAGCGUGAUAACGUUGAUUGGGCGGCGUUACGCGCUUCAUUAGCUGAUGAGCGGCCAGUGAGGAAUUUAGAGGGAGCCAGGAUUCUUGACUUCGAUGAGUUUUUGAUCCCGGAUUCGGCGCCAGCGGGUCCACCAGAGCCACCCACUCAGGCAUUUUCUCAUGGGCCUGCCGAGCCAGCGAUGUCUUCCCAUGUGACUGUCGAGCCACAUAUUCGGCGCCAGUAGGUUCACAGGAGCUACCCAUUCAGGAGCAUUCUCAUCAGCCUGCCGAGGCAGAGGUGUCUUCUCAUGAGACUACCGAGGCGCAUCAUCUCGUCCAGGAGACUACCUCAUAUUCACCACCACACCCAUCUCAGGAGCCUACAGACCCAUCUCAGGAGCCUACUCAGGCGCCCGUUGACACACAGGUUCAUCCUUCGGCGCCUGCGGUGGCGACUCCCGACGAGGAAGAGGUCGAGUUUCUAGACCCAGCUCAGCCUAAGGUUCUGAGCGUGCCAGCGGGACUAGAUCCCAAGAAGAAGCACGUUCUAGUUAAGGGCGCAAGGGCUAGGGGAAGAGGAGAUGAUCAUGACUUGGAGCGCCCGGUUAUUAAGGGGAAAAAGGGCAAUGGAGACGAUGGCGAGGGCGGUGGGGAUGGUAUGAGCCUUAGGCCUAGAGAUAGUCUCCGGCAUACUACAUGUGGGACCCAUCCUCGAUAGUGUAUAUACAUUAGUGUUGUACAAUUUAUCGUAAAUAUUAUCUAUU
Molecule: messenger RNA, 4068 nt
Organism: Lycium barbarum (goji berry)
Lineage: Eukaryota; Viridiplantae; Streptophyta; Magnoliopsida; Solanales; Solanaceae
Product: serine/threonine-protein phosphatase 7 long form homolog
Exons: 9
Coding region: 1209-2207 (332 amino acids)
Biological process (GO): meristem maintenance; meristem development
Source: RefSeq, a predicted model, not a curated record